AUGGAUAAUUUGGAUAAAGAUAAUAGCAAUACAGAUACCCCAGCAAACUUAGAGUCUACUUCAAAUAUAAGUUUGUUACUCCAGCUAUUAGCGAACCCAACAGCUCUGCAACAAGCUGCUACAAUGAUUACUAAGCAAAAUCAACAAACAUCUUCUGCGCCAACUCAAUCUACUAAUUCUGCUACUUCUAUUAGUUCUAUGCCAUCAAAUGCUCUUAUAGGCGUCAUUAAUACAUCAAGAAAUCUUCGCGAUAAAUUGAAUGCUACUUAUGAAAAAGGAAAAUAUGCAUCAGAACAGAUACCAGUUAGAGACUUUGUUUUGCAAAAAAUAACUGAGGAUAUUAUUGGAAAUUGGGCUGAGACUGAACGAAAGAAAAAAAUUAAAGAAGCCCAAAUAAAAGGUAUUGAUCCGCCUUCAAAAUGCAAAAACAUUAUACCACCUAAUCUGAAAUUCAAGAAAAUGAAGACAAUUCCACCUGCGCCAAGUACUGAUGCUGAUCUUCCACCUAUGCUAAUUUUCAACUCAACAUCAAGUACCAAUGCUGAUCUUCUACCUGCGCUAAUUAUCAACGAACUGUUGACUAUUGACGCUAAUUUACAAUUAGCUUUAGCUAUGGAAAGUCAAGAGUCUGAAACUACUAAUUUAAACGUGGCUCUUAAUGCUUCACAAUUAUAA
Messenger RNA from Funneliformis caledonium, 675 nucleotides. The record is from the annotation of a GenBank genome assembly. Lineage: Eukaryota; Fungi; Glomeromycota; Glomeromycetes; Glomerales; Glomeraceae.